Molecule: messenger RNA, 4229 nt
Organism: Monodelphis domestica (gray short-tailed opossum)
Lineage: Eukaryota; Metazoa; Chordata; Mammalia; Didelphimorphia; Didelphidae
Gene: SASS6
Product: SAS-6 centriolar assembly protein
Biological process (GO): spermatogenesis; centriole replication
Cellular component (GO): centrosome; centriole
Source: RefSeq, a predicted model, not a curated record
CCCCGCCCUCUCUCCGCCCCACUCCGCGGGAGCCGAGCGCCAAACUCAAACAGUGGGGAGAAAGUUUGAUAUUCAGGUGGCGGCUACGCUGGGUUGGGCGGGCUGGGCCGUUCUGUAGCUGGACGGAGAUCCACCAUGAGUCAGGUUCUGUUUCGGCAGCUGGUGCCGCUGCAGGUGAAGUACAAGGACUGCGAGGAGAGAAGAAUAAAUGUUAGAGUGAGCAUUGAACUCCAAUCAGUUUCUAAUCCAGUUCAUCGAAAGGAUUUAGUCAUUCAGUUGACUGAUGAUGCUGAUCCAUUUUUUCUGUAUAACCUCAUGAUAUCUGAGGAAGAUUUUCAGAGUUUGAAAUUGCAGCAAGGUCUCCUGGUAGACUUUUCAGCAUUUCCACAGAAAUUUAUAGAUCUACUACAGCAAUGUACACAAGAACAAGGCAAAGAGAUUCCAAGGUUUUUGCUUCAGUUAGUUUCUACAGCAGCCAUUUUGGAUCAUUCACCUGUGUUUUUAAAUGUAGUGGAGACAAAUCCCUUUAAGCAUCUUACACACCUUUCUCUAAAACUUCUACCUGGAAAUGAUAUGGAAAUAAAGAAAUUUUUAGCAAGCUGUUUGAAAUGUAGUAAGGAAGAAAAAUUAUCAUUGGAGCAAACACUAGAGGAUGUGACCAGGCAGUUUAACUUUACACAACAGACAUUGUCAGAAAAGAUCCAGGAAUUAGAUAAAUUACGAAAUGAAUGGACAUCACACACAGCAGCAUUGACAAACAAGCAUUCUCAGGAACUGACAAAUGAGAGGGAAAAAGCCCUUCAGGCACAGGUUCAAUCUCAGCAACAGCAUGAACAACAGAAAAAAGACCUAGAAAGCAUGCAUCAAAGAAAUAUUCAUCAGCUUCAGAACAGAUUGUCAGAAAUGGAGGUGGCCAACAAAGACCUAACAGAAAGGAAAUACAAAGGAGACUCCACCAUUAGAGAACUUAAAGCAAAACUCGCUGGUGUAGAAGAUGAGUGCCAGAGGGCUAAGCAAGAAGUCCUCUCUUUGAGACGAGAGAAUUCUACCCUUGAUGUUGAAUGUCAUGAAAAAGAGAAGUACAUCAAUCAGCUUCAAACUAAGGUAGCUGUUUUGGAACAGGAAAUCAAGGAUAAAGACCAGCUAGUUAUAAGAACAAAAGAAGCAUUUGACACCAUUCAGGAACAAAAGGUGGCCUUGGAAGAAAAUGGAGAGAAGAAUCGAAUACAGCUGGGAAAACUUGAAACUACAAUAAAAUCAUUAUCAGCUGAACUUCUUAAGGCAAAUGAAAUUAUCAAGAAAUUACAAGGUGAUAUGAAAACACUAAUGAGUAAAUUAAAACUGAAGAAUACAGUUACAAUUCAGCAAGAAAAACUACUGGCUGAAAGGGAAGAAAAAUUGAAAAAAGAACAAAAGGAGGUACAAGAUAUUGGACAAGCUCUCCAAAGUAAAGAGCAAGAGGUAAGCAAAUUGCAAGAACAGUUAGAAGCUACAGUACAAAAACUUGAAGAGAGCAAACAGCUUUUGAAGAAUAAUGAAAAAUUAAUCACAUGGCUAAAUAAAGAACUAAAUGAGAAUCAGCUAGUAAGGAAGCAAGAACUAUUGGGACCCUCCACCACUUCACCUGCUCAACUUAGCAACAGCACUGUCAGAAGUGGAAUUUCUCCUAAUCCGAACAUGCUUGAUAACAGACUACCUCUUCCAAACUGUGGAAUUGGCUAUACUGUCCCUUCUACAUUUACUUAUCACAGUACCUUUCCUCAUUCUAUAGCCAUGAAGAACACUGUUCAUCCAGUUUCUGGACCAAAGGUUCAGUUUAAUUUGCAGUUUGCAAAAACAAAUACUUCAGGAGAUGUUCCUUCAGGAGGAUCUAUUAACAUACCUCGUUCAACUGAUAAAGAAAAUGGUGAAAAUUUGGGCCUGGAAGCCAAAUAUUUGAAAAAAAGAGAAGAUAGCAUUCCAUUACGAGGACUUAGCCAAAACCUGUUCAAUAAUAUAGAACAUCAGAAGGAUGGCCCUUUAACAACUCUACAAGCCUCAUCAAAACCUGGAGUGCUCCCUCCUGUAGCUUCAGCGUAUUUCCCUGGACAGUGACCAAACCUUCAGUUUUGCUUUGUGAAGUAUGAGAAUGGCAGUGGUUCUGGUUGAAGAUCAACUCUUAAUCUAACAAUAUAAAUUCAUCCGAGAUAACUUUGACCUAAGUGACUAUUGAUAUAAUAUUCUAAUCCUACAAAAGGAUAUUAUUUUGGCUCUAUGAAAGAAAUAUUAUGGAAGCAAGAACUAAAUUUGGGCCUUGACCAUGGUCUAGAUUUUCCAGGUAAUGAAGUAUUUAGUGCCUUUUCCUUUCAAGGAGUCUUGGUACCAUUUUUGAGUAGCAGCUGUGUGUGUUUUGUGGAAAUAAGUGUGGAAGAUCAUAACCCUUUUAAAUGAGAACAGUUUUAAUGUAAAAUUAAAGAAUGUGGAUAACUUUCUCCUAUAGGUGGGGGUACCUUAUCUAGAAAAUAAAUAGGAAACAUUCUUAGGAGUACAACUAGCCUGCUGGUUUUCUAAUAGAAAAUUAAAGAGUUUUAUGUAUAAUUCAUAAAGAUUGUUAUAAUGGAACCUUAUUCUAAGAUUUGCUAGAAUUAAUCUCAUUAUUAAGAAAUCAGUGUAAUUCUUAUGAAUUUAGCCAACUGAGUAAAAUAGCUCUUGUAGUUGAUUCAUUAGCACAUGUGACUCUCCAAACCUAGUUAGCUAUUAAUGAAAAGAUACUUCUUUUUAACCUACUGGCUUAGACAGCAUUACAAAGCUAAUAACCAGAUCAGGGUGAAAUGUCAUCUAAAACAAAGAAUUUUCAGUGCCAUCCUGUAUCUGCCAAGUUUUUUCUUUAAGUUGAAAUUUUUAUCAAGUGGCCCUUUGCGUAAAUAUUUAAAGUCUCAGGACUGCUUUAUUUCUUCCAUUUCCUUCCCUCCUCCAACUUCAACAUUCCUUCUUUGCAGUUAAUCCUUCAGAUAAUUUUACAUAAUUGAGAAAUCCUAAUUCAUAAGCAUGAAGGCUUAAGUGUUUUAUUAUGCACUAGUAUUUAAAAACAUAGAAUUAGCAUGGUUGAGAGACAUAAAUGUAAGGUGCCCCCCUGGGGGGCAGAACCGAGACCAGGAGUUCCUCAGGUAAGGGUGAGGGAAAAUGAGAGUCCAGAGAAAGAUGUGAGUCAGAAGGACUUCAUCAGCUGGUUGUAAAAUGAGAGUGCUUUAAUUCAAGCUGGUAACAUCUUAUAAAGGCAAGAACCACAGACAGUAAAACAAUCCUUGAAGAAACAUCAAAGAGAAGGUGUAGCAGAUAAGGCUCUAAAGUCACCCAGGUUCAUGAACAGUCAAAUCAGUAAUAACACGUUAUUGACUGAAAUAACACGUUUUAUUAUGCUAAGAAUAAAGAAGGUGAAGGGGAGGGCACUCAGACCUUAUCUAGACAGACUCUGAGUUCUCUGCCUCUGACACAUAAAUACAUUAUUAAGUGCCAGCAUCAGUAGGUGACACAUUUUUCAGGAGUGUCCAGGAUCUUAGGUGAUACUGCUUUGAAGCCCUAUCCAGGAUUUUGAGUCUUCCUGUACUUUAUAAGAUCUAGGGCAAAAUUAGCUUACAGUGUAUAGUCACCCCUUUUGAGAAAAAAUGCAGCUUGUCAAUUAUGAUUUUUAAAAAAUUCUACAAUUCUCCUGUUUUGUUGAGCUGUUGUUAGGUUUCAGUUACAAUGCUAGUCUUCCAGAUACCAUGAUAGUGACAUACUAUAUUACAACUUGAAUUGAGAUACAGAUUAUGAAGCAUCUUUUUUGAAAGCAACUUUAGAAUGUUGUUGUAAAUAAUUGUAUAGUACAUAUUUAUAAAAUGAAUGUGAAGGUUGAGUAGUGAAAUUAGUCAUUGGGGUACAUGUCUAAGCAGCCUUUUGAUUAGUAUAAAGGAAUUCAGCCCUUUCUUUCCCCUUAACUUUAAAGAUGAAAGCAGCCUAGUAAGAUUUGCCAAAGCAUGGUUUAGAAAAAAAAUUUUAAUGUUCUUACUUUAAAAAAUCUGGUAAUAGAAAUCAUACCGAUUACUUACUGGAAAUUUGUCUUGGGUAUAUGUACACUUUUGAGUAAUUUUACUCUGUUCUACCUCUUAAACUCUUCACUUGUUUUGCAGUGUAAAAGUUGUACAUUUCUUUGUAAUCAAUGUUUUAUUUAAUGUAUGUUAUUGAAAUAUUAAAAUGGUUUAUGGUUUUGG